Messenger RNA from Python bivittatus (Burmese python), 932 nucleotides. The record is from RefSeq and is a predicted model, not a curated record. NCBI's taxonomy places the organism in Eukaryota, Metazoa, Chordata, Lepidosauria, Squamata, Pythonidae.
AUGCUGACACUCCUUGCUCCAAAAAAAAAAAAAAUGUGUUUUAUUUACAGGGCACAGCUUAUGGAAGUAUUCCUAUUCCUUCUCGCAGGCAAUUAUGCUACAUACCUAAACAAAAUGGUGAGCCAAACUCUCAACACAAAGGACAAAAGAUCAGCACAUACACCCACAGAGGACCAUUUUAGAUAUUCAUCAGGCAACCAAACAACGUCCUGUGAAAACAAAAGCUGCCAGUUGUCAAGUGUCUGUUUGGGCAACCUCCUGAAGGAAAAAGAAAUAGUGGAAGCUAUCAAGCACACAAGAGACACUUAUGAAACCCUCUCUUCUGAAGUCAGCCAAAAUGGCUUAGCAGGAGUCAUGCAAAGUGUGUCAAAAUCAACAGCCAAGGCUGAUAAUGCCUCCAUUUUUCCUGGCCCUCUGAAAGAUCAAACUCCGGGGCCACGGCAACACUCUACUUUCAUAGGGAGGCUCGGACAGCCUCCAAGAGGACCAAUUUCUUUGCACAUGUACAGCAGAAAAAAUGUGUUCCUUCACCACAAUCUUCACACAUCUGAGCUUCAGACUUUAGGCCAGCAAGAUGGGUAAAAAGAGUCAGCACAUAUUUAUUCAGGUGGACAGUUCAACUGACUUUGAUUCUUCUCAGCUGCUACCCACCAUUUGUUUUUCCCUUUGUAAUGGUUGUUUCUGAAAUUGGAGCUAUUCCUGUAAAGUAAAGAAAAGGAUUGGGUGGGGGAGGAACAGGGAAGACUAGCAUGUUAACUUUAAUAAGUAGUUGAAAUGUUUUUCAGAAUUCCCCAGAGUGUGAAUUCCAAAUUUAGUGAAGGUGAUAAUGUACCUGCCUUGGCUUCAUAUUGAAUGGAUGGGAUCACGUUGACAGAAUGUCCAGAUGAGGCCCAACAUUCUUUUUUUCCUUUUGCUGUCCAUCACUUGAUUAC